AUGGAGGAAGCAACUCAAGUAGCAAGCUCUGAAGUCCCUGUAGUGAAAGAUGAUGCGGUUGACCUUAAGACAGUUGAUGUUUCCGUCAAGCCUGUGAAUGGAGAUGUGACAAAGGAAGGGAAAGAAGAGGAAGAUACAACAUUUGAUGGAGAAUUCAUAAAAGUUGAGAAGGAAACUUUUGAUGCCAAGGAUGAUGCCGAGAAAGCUGAGCAUGUUCCUGUUCAAGAGCAAACGCAAGUCUCAGUUGAAAGAAGCUCGAGUGGUUCGGAAAGAGAACUACAUGAAUCACAAGAAAAGGCGAAGGAACUAGAGCUCGAAUUGGAAAGAGUAGCAGGGGAACUGAAACGGUAUGAAUCCGAGAAUACCCACUUGAAGGAUGAGCUCUUGUCUGCGAAAGAGAAGUUAGAAGAAACGGAAAAGAAGCAUGGUGAGCUCGAAGCUGUCCAAAAGAAGCAGCAAGAGAAGAUUGUUGAAGAGGAAGAGAGAUACAGCUCUCAGUUGAAAUCCUUGGAAGAUGCUUUGCAGUCCCAUGAUGCCAAAGACAAGGAACUAACUGAAGUUAAGGAAGCUUUUGAUGCAUUGGGCUUAGAACUCGAGAACUCACGAAAGAAGUUGAUAGAGUUGGAUGAGGGGCUAAAGCGUUCAGCUGAAGAGGCUCAGAAAUUUGAAGAGCUGCAUAAGCAAAGCGCUUCUCAUGCUAACUCUGAGACUCAAAAGGCUUUGGAAUUUGCACAGUUGCUUGAAUCGACCAAAGUGAGUACCAAGGAAAUGGAGGAAAAAAUGGCUUCCCUGCAACAAGAAAUCAAGGAGCUGAAUAAUAAGAUUUCUGAAAACGAAAAAGUUGAAGCUGCUUUAAAGAGUAGUGCGGAAGAAUUAGCUGCUGUUCAAGAAGAAUUGGCACUUUCAAAAUCUCGUUUGUUGGAAACAGAACAAAAAGUUUCUUCCACGGAAGCCCUCAUUGAUGAACUGACUCAGGAGCUUGAACAGAAGAAAGCUUCGGAAUCUCGGUUCAAGGAAGAAUUAUUGGUUCUUGAGGAUUUGGUUGUUCAGACCAAAGAUCUUAAAGCUAAACUUUUAGAACAGGAAGGUAUUAAUUCAAAGCUAGUGGAAGAACUCAAAGAGAAGGAACUUCUAGAGUCGUUGUCGAAAGACCAGGAAGAGAAGCUAAGAACUGCAAAUGAGAAAUUGGCCGAAGUGUUGAAAGAAAAAGAAGCCCUUGAAGCAGAUGUAGCAUUGGUAACAAGUAAUGCAGUGAAAGUAAAAGAGCUUUGUAGUGAACUUGAGGAGAAGCUGAAAACAUCAGAGGAUAAUUUCACCAAAACAGAUGCUCUCCUGUCUCAAGCUUUGUCAAACAAGUCUGAACUUGAGGAGAAACUGAAAUCGCUGGAGGAGGUUCACAAUGAAACUGGAUCUGUAGCAGCAGCUGCUACUCAGAAGAAUCUUGAGCUUGAGGAAGUUGUUCGGAUCUCUAGUCAAGCAGCAGAAGAAGCACAAGCACAGAUCAAAGAGCUGGAGGCACAGUUCACUGCAGCUGAACAAAAGAACGUGGAGCUACAGCAGCAACUGAACCUAUUGCAACUGAAAAGCGGUGAGGCGGAACAGGAAGUGAAAGAACUCUCUGAGAAAGUAUCUGAACUCAAAUCCGCUGUUGAAGUUGCCGAGGAAGAGAAAAAACAAGCUACCACUCAGAUGCAGGAAUACAAAGAAAAAGCAUCCGAAUUGGAAUCUUCUCUGAGCCAAACAUCAUCCAGAAAUUCAGAGCUUGAAGAAGAUUUGAGAAUCGCUUUGCAGAAGGGUGCAGAGCAUGAAGACCGUGCUAAUACAACUCACCAGCGCAGCAUUGAACUAGAAUCUCUGUGUCAAACAUCACAGUCCAAACACGAAGAUGCCGAAGGAAGAAUGAAAGACUUAGAGCUUCUACUCCAGACAGAAAAAAACAAAAUUCAGGAACUUGAGGAGCAGGUUAGCUCGCUAGAAAAGAAGCGUGGAGAAACUGAAGCAGAGUCCAAAGGUUACUUGGGUCAGGUGGCUGAGCUUCAGUCUACACUAGAGGCAUUCCAAGUGAAAAGUUCCAGUCUCGAAGCUGCUUUAAACAUUGCAACUGAGAACGAGGGAAAAAUGACAGAAAAUCUAAACGCUGUGAUGGGUGAGAAAAAGACAUUAGAAGAUACAGUGAAUGAGUACAGCGCGAAGAUCAAUGAGUCUGAGAAUCUGUUAGAAAGUCUCAGGAAUGAAUUGGGUAUCACUCAAGGAAAACUGGAGAGCAUUGAAAACGAUCUUAAAGCUGCGGGGUUACGGGAAAGCGAAGUAAUGGAGAAACUUAAGUCUGCUGAAGAGAGUCUUGAGCAUAAAGGAAGAGAAAUUGAUGAAGCUAUGAAGAAAAGCAUGGAACUUGAAGCAUUGCAUCAGUCUUUAAGCAAAGAAUCGGAGCAGAAAAUUCAAAAGGUCAUGGAGGAUUUCACUGCCAGAGAUUCAGAGGCCAGUUCCUUAACGGAGAAAUUGAAAGAACUCGAGGACAGAAUAAAAUCAUAUGAAGAGCAGUUGGCUGAAGCAUCUGGCAAAUACUCUUCUUUAAAAGAAGAACUUGAUCAGACUUUUGAAAAACUCGCUGCUGCAGAAACCGUUAAUGAUAAACUCAAACAAGAGUUUGACCAGGCAAAAGAAAGAUCCUCCCAGUCAUCAUCAGAGAAUGAACUACUAGCAGAGACGAACAACCAACUCAAGAUCAAAAUUCAAGAGCUUGAAGGGUUACUACGUUCUACUUCUAUCGAGAAGGAAACUGCAAUGAAACAGGUGGAAGAGGCAGUUGAAAAGUUCAACCAGAAAGAAGCAGAACAUAAGGACUUAGUUGAAAAGCUGAAAACGCAUGAAAACGAAAUCCAGGAGCACAAAAGGCUGGCUCAUGAAGUAUCAGGAGUUGCGGAUACUAGAAAAGUCGAGCUUGAAGAGACUCUGUUGAAAUUGAAGAAUCUUGAAUCUACUAUUGAAGAGCUCGGAGUCAAAUGCCAUGGGCUUGAGAAAGAAAAUGGGGAUCUGGCUGAGGUAAAUUUAAAACUGAACCAGGAAUUAGCCAAUCAUGGAUCAGAGGCCAACGAGUUGCAGACAAAGCUCUCUUUUCUAGAGGCUGAGAGGGAGCAAACAACCAAAAAUCUGCAGGCUUCAAAGACAGCCCAUGAAGAUCUAGUAAAGCAGCUUACAUCUGAAGGGGAGAAAUUGCAGUCACAGAUUUCUUCCCUCACCGAGGAGAACAACCAAGUCAAUGAGAUAUUCCAAAGUACUAAGAAUGAGCUCCAGUUAGUUAUUGCAAAGCUUGAAGAACAAGUAACCUUAGAGAGGUCUAAAGCUGAUACUUUGGUGUCCGAGAUUGAGCAGCUCAGGGCAGUGACUGCUGAAAAGUCUGCUUUGGAAUCACAUGUCGAAGAACUUGAAAAGACUUUGAAGAAUUUUGAAGCACAGUUGAAAGAAGAGGUUGAAAAUGCAACGGCUGCGUCUGUUAAAGUGGCAGAACUGACCUCAAAACUGCAGGAAGGCGAACAUAUCGCUAGUGACCGAGAUGUUCUCAGUGAGCAAGUGCUUCAGCUUCAGAAAGAGCUUGAAGCGGCUCAGAGUUCAAUUACUGAACAGAAACAAGCACACUCCCAGAAGCAUACAGAGCUGGAGGCUGCACUAAAGCAAUCACAAGAAGAGAUUGAAGCUAAGAAAAAGGCAGUCACAGAAUUUGAAUCAAUGGUCAAAGAUCUUGAACAGAAAGUGCAGCUCUCGGAUGCUAAAGCUAAGGAGACUGAAGCAAAGGAUGUAAGCAUCAAAUCUCGUGACAUAGACUUAACCUUCUCAUCUCCAACUAAACGUACGAGCAAGAAGAAGUCAGAGGCAUCUCCUUCCUCUUCUUCUUCAAGCAACGUUACUGCUACUCAGACGGCCACAACAUCUCAUCUCAUGACAGUGAAGAUCAUCACUGGAGUAGCUCUGAUCUCUGUCAUCAUCGGUAUAAUUCUCGGGAAAAAGUACUAGUCGUCUUCUUGUUUGGUGUGAUGCUCAUAUGUGAAUGUGAAGAUCUCUCCUUUAUUUGUUUUUUUAAAAUAUAAUUUUGAUCAAAAUCUCUCAGAAGCUUCAUGAGAGAUGUAAUGUUUUAGCAGAAUUUGGGAAGUUUUGCAUGAAUUUGCUUCCCUCUGCAGAUUGUCUUUGUUUUUUUUUUGGCUUGUUGGUCAAGCAAUGUUCUGAUACUC
Messenger RNA from Eruca vesicaria subsp. sativa (arugula), 4226 nucleotides. The record is from the annotation of a GenBank genome assembly. NCBI's taxonomy places the organism in Eukaryota, Viridiplantae, Streptophyta, Magnoliopsida, Brassicales, Brassicaceae.